Molecule: messenger RNA, 615 nt
Organism: Impatiens glandulifera
Lineage: Eukaryota; Viridiplantae; Streptophyta; Magnoliopsida; Ericales; Balsaminaceae
Exons: 5
Coding region: 1-615 (204 amino acids)
Molecular function (GO): DNA binding; protein dimerization activity
Source: RefSeq, a predicted model, not a curated record
AUGUUGAAAUUGAAAGAGAAGAGUUUAGAGAAUCGUAUUUGGGAGCAUUUCACUAAGGAGAGUAUUGAAGGGAUUCCUAAAGCCAAAUGUAAUUAUUGUGGUAAAUAUUUGGGUGGUUCUUCGAUCAAUGGAACUUCUCAUUUGUUUAAACAUCAUGGAGGAUGCAAGAAAGUGCAAAACAUAGAUUUGUUGAAGGAAAAACAAGUUGUUGAGACAGAUUCAUUUACUAAUGAAGAAUUUCGAAGACAUGUUGCAAUGAUGAUCAUUUUCCAUGACUAUCCACUUUCUAUGGAUAGACAAUACAAUCACGAGCCAACUGAUAAUGAAUGGGAUCUUGCCCAAGAAAAUGAUAACUUUAAAUAUCCCAUGUUACGAGAAAUUGCAAGAGAUUUAUUGUUGAUUUUAGUGUCAACAAAUGCUUUAGAGUCUGCGUUUAGUACAAGUGAUAGAAUUAUUGGUCCUCAUCAGAGUAGGCUUAAUGUGGAAAUGGUAGAGGCUCUUAUGUAUGCAAAAAGUGAACCUCCUAAUGAAACAUUGUUCAUGAACACAUAUAUAGAUUUGGACCUAGAUUGCGAUAAAGAUUUCGAUGACGUUGAAGAGAGGAUUGUAGAAUGA